Molecule: messenger RNA, 1050 nt
Organism: Musca domestica (house fly)
Lineage: Eukaryota; Metazoa; Arthropoda; Insecta; Diptera; Muscidae
Product: ADP-ribose glycohydrolase OARD1-like
Exons: 3
Coding region: 329-778 (149 amino acids)
Biological process (GO): peptidyl-glutamate ADP-deribosylation
Source: RefSeq, a predicted model, not a curated record
UGUUAUCGAUACAAUGGACAAAAGUAUUCCUUACCUGUGUACCUGUUGUGUUAAAUCUUUUAAAAUGCGUGAUCCUUUGUAAAGACGUCACAAUUAGGGAUUCGGUCCAUUGUCAAUUAUAUGUAGAUAUCAACAUGAAAGACGUCCUAUUUCUAUUGUUACAACACCCCAUUAUUUCUUAUGAGGAACUCAAUCACAGUUCUAUGAAAAUGUGAAGUGAAGACAUUUACAAAGGAGAAAUGUGAAAUGCAAAAAUAAAAACAUUGAUUCCCACGAAGCAAGCAUCCAAUAUCAACCACUACCCAGUCUACUUUGCAACUCUAGAUAUAUGUCGAAAACAAAGUUUAUGUUAACAGAAGUUGAUGGCGACCUCUUCAGUGCCCCAGAGUCACAUUCGUUAGCCCAUUGUGUGGCAGCUGAUUUUGGUAUGGGCGCCGGAAUUGCAGUGAAAUUUAAGCAAAUCUAUGGACAAGUUGAUGAACUACUAUCGCAGGGAGUACAAAGUGGCGGGGUCGCUGCACUCAAAGAUAAUCAGAGAUUCAUAUACUAUUUGGUAACCAAAAAACAAAGUUGGGACAAACCGACUUAUGAUACAUUAAGAAGUUCACUGGAGGCAAUGCGAGAACACAUGAAAUCUAACAAUGUUGAAAAUUUGGCUAUACCUCGUAUAGGAUGUGGUAUCGAUGGCCUCGAAUGGAAUAAAGUAAUUGCUGAACUACACAAGGUUUUUUGUAACGAACAUCUACACAUUGUAGUUUAUAAUUUUGUUCCAAAGUAAAAAUAUAUAUUUUUCCACUGGAUACAGCAGUUUAUCCGAAUUUUAUGAAACGUAUGAUUGUAAAUUCCAAUGUUUAAAUUAAAAAUGUAAAAGAGAUCGUAAAUAACAAAUUCUGUUCAAGCUGUUAUAUGGAUAACAAGCUGGCCCGGUCGGCGUUGCCGGCAAGUAAAGAUCGCUAUUUAAUACCGUAUUGCGCACUCAUUUCAUUUUUUGUAUUAUUCAUUUAGAAUUCUAAACAAUAAAAAAUGAACACUUCAAUAUAGUAUAUGAAA